Messenger RNA from Coprinopsis cinerea okayama7#130, 1553 nucleotides. RefSeq lists its product as hypothetical. The record is from RefSeq and is a predicted model, not a curated record. NCBI's taxonomy places the organism in Eukaryota, Fungi, Basidiomycota, Agaricomycetes, Agaricales, Psathyrellaceae. The coding region runs from base 1 to 1299 and encodes 432 amino acids. The transcript has 2 exons.
AUGCGAUUCACAGCUGCAACUAUCCUUACAGCCGUCUUCCUCGCAAGUUCUGGCGCUCUCGCAUUCUUCGACGACGAAUCAUACGAGGUCCGGGACAUCAACGAUGUCGACCUCUUCGAACGAGACUUCGACUACGAAUUGGAGACCCGCGAGCCUCGCCGCCGCCGGGGAGGCGGACGACGCCACAGCAAGGGACGGUUCAACGCUAUCGCUGGUGCUCUAGGUGAUGCUGCCGGUCAAAUCGGAGGUGCUGCUGUCCAGGGCGCCAUGGCCCAGCGUGAUUUCCUGGAUGAAUUCGAUCUCGUCGAGCGUGACUUCGAUGACUUUGAGCUCGAAGCUCGCGAGCCCCGCCGCCGCCGCGGUGGAAGGAGACGCGGCAGCAGCGGACGAUUCGACUCUGCUGUUGGAGCCCUCGGCAACGCUGUUGGCCAGAUUGGUGGCGCUGCUGUCGAAGGUGCCAUGGCCCAACGUGAUUUCUUCGAUGAACUCGAUCUUGUCGAGCGUGAUUUCGACGACUUCGACCUUGAGGCUCGAUUCAGAGGUGGCCGUGGAGGUCGCGGCGGUCGUCGUCGGGGUGGGCGUCGUGGUGGAUUCCGUGGUGGACGUGGAAGGAGAGGUGGACGGGGAGGAUUCGGCGGAGGCCCUGGCGCUGCUGCUGCCCAGGCUGCUGGUGGCGCUGGAGGUGGUGAAGCCCCAGCUGAGCGCUCCUUCACUGACUACGACGACUUGUUCGAGCGAGACUUCGAUGAUUUCGAUUUCGAAGCCCGUGAGCCCCGUCGCCGCCGCGGUGGUGGACGACGUGCCAGCAAGGGACGUUUCAACGCAGUUGCUGGUGCCCUCGGCGACGCUGCCGGACAAAUCGGUGGUGCUGCAGUUCAAGGCGCUAUGGCCCAGCGUGACUUCGAGGACGAACUCGAAGCCCGUAGGUUUGGCAAGAUCUUCCGUGGAAUCCGUAAUCGCUUCCGCGGAGGAGGAAGUGCUGCAGUCGAUGCCGCUGCUCAAGCCGCCAGUGCAAACCAAGCCCGCGAAUUCGACGAGUUCGAGCUUAAAGCUCGUGAGCCCAGGAGGGGAGGAUUUGGUCGCCGUGGAGGACGCCGCCGCCGUGGUCGUGGCCGUGGCCGAGGACGCAGAGGUGGCUUUGGUGGUGCUGGUGCUGGCGCUGCUGGCGAGGCUGGUGGUGCAGCCGCUGGUGCCGCAAGCGCUGAGGCUGCCGCUGCACCGGCCGCGCGAUCCCUCGACGAAGUCGAGGUUGAGGCUCGUGAGCUCGCUGUUUCGAGCCCAAUCGAGGUUAGCGCCUAAAUUUCUCGCUAUUUACCAUCCACCAUCCACUCUACACCAUUGGUAUUUUUAAAUUAUUUUGUAGUUUUCACAUUCUGCAUCCGCAUACACUGCCUUCCAUUAUGUAUCCUGAUCAUCUCAGCGCGGGGUCGUCAUCGAAUGUGAUGAAAUAAUACUCACUGUGCUAUCUUCGCUAGUAGCUCUAUGCGGAGGGUCAAUGGUAGUAGAUAGGCAGAACUUAAACUUGAUUCCUGCGCGGAACGAUUCCGCUUUCU